GAAAACAAAGAAUAACAUUGUUGUUCGCUAGCGUAAAGAUUCAAAACAUAAAUAAUGGACAAGAAGCAUAAAAAGCACAAGUCUGAAAAAUAUGAAGGAAAGACCCAAGUGCGUUUUUCUCGUUCCCUGUGACUGACCUUAUCGCUCCUGGCUACUCCACGAUCAUCAAACGUCCCAUGGACUUCGGUGCAAUGAAGGAGAAAGUCAAGAAUGAGUAUUACCAGUCACUAGAGGAGCUUAAGGAGGACUUCAGGAUCAUGUGUGAGAAUGCUAUGAUCUACAACAAGCCAGAGACUAUUUACCACAAAGCUGCCAGGAAGUUGCUCCACUCUGGCAUGAAGAUUCUCCGCCCGGAGAGGCUUGAGAGCCUGAGGCAGAGUAUUGAGUUCAUGGCUGACCUAGAGAACCCAGCCAACCAGUCAAGUAAGACUGGAGAGGUGGGGAACUCAAGCAUGGACCAGUGUAAAGACGGCCCCAGCCCCGCAGAUCCUAGCGAGACUACCCAGUCUGCACCAAACACUCCCAGGAAAGACAACGACUCCAAAGACAAAGUGUCGAAGGUCGUCAGUCAGGCAGAGAAGGAGCUUGAGGAGAUCCGCAAGCUCAUUGACGAUUCAGGAGGCAAACUGUCCAACAGAGGGCUGGAGAGUGAGCUGGACUUUGAGAGGAGAAAGUCUGAUGGUUCCACCACACUGGCAAUCCUGAGGCCAGUCGACCUUGUGGCUGGAGAUGUGGGCUACUGCCCUGUCAAGCUGGGCAUGAUGUCCAACCGGCUGCAGAGUGGCAUCAACACCCUGCAGGGCUUUAAGGAGGACAAGAGGAACAUGGUCACACCAGUAUUGUACAUGAACUAUGGUCCGUACACCUCCUACGCGCCCGCCUACGACUCGAGCUUCGCCAACAUCGGGAAAGAGGACACUGACCUGAUCUACUCCUUCUAUGGAGAGGAAGCCAGGCUCCAGGGAUCUGAGAGCCUCUCGGAGUUCCUGUCCAAAUCGGAGGAGCACAUGUACAAACUGGCAGACAACCUCCUGGACGCGUUGACUAACGGGGAGCACUCCAAAACCCUGAGAGAGACCCGUCCAGAUGAGCAAGGGCCAACAGAAUCCUCUGAGACUGGAGACAAGGACAUGGAGGUGGUUGAACCCGAAGCCAGCAAGCAGGCUGUAAGCAGGCUAGCCUCCCUGGGCUCUGUGAUCGGCUUGGACUUCCAGAACCCACCUGACCUCCUCUCUGAGGAGGCCCAACAUUUCCAGAAGAAGUUGGAUGAGACUACAAAGCUCCUCUGCGAGCUACAGGAAGCGCAGAGGGAACGCUUGAGUGUCAAGCAGCCCCUUAACAUCUGCCUGCUCGCCCCAACCACCAAGGAGCUGCAGCUGGCGGAGAAGGUGACUGGUAACCUGGCCCAACUGACCAGUCAGGUGGCUCCAGGAGAUGUGAGCAGUGUGUACGGGAUCAGGAGGGCCAUGGGCAUCGCUAUACCCCUAGAGGCAGAUGAACCACUCAUAGACCUCACCACAAAUUCCAGUGGAUGCUGAGCCGAUGGACACCGUGCCUGAAGUUCAGCAGAUUCCAGUCAUCGCAGUAUAAUGGAAUUUCACAGCAACCAUCCUCCUGAUAACAUUUGUAGUGUACAAAAAAGGUUCUUUGUUUGCAUUUAUUUUAAUAAACCUUUUAUAUUAAGCCA
Oncorhynchus masou masou (cherry salmon) is the source of this 1687-nucleotide messenger RNA. Its product is annotated as bromodomain-containing protein 7-like. The record is from RefSeq and is a predicted model, not a curated record. Bases 177 to 1538 code for a protein of 453 amino acids. Gene Ontology annotation, cellular component: nucleus. The transcript is spliced from 14 exons. NCBI's taxonomy places the organism in Eukaryota, Metazoa, Chordata, Actinopteri, Salmoniformes, Salmonidae. Gene Ontology annotation, biological process: regulation of transcription by RNA polymerase II.